Molecule: messenger RNA, 609 nt
Organism: Entamoeba invadens IP1
Lineage: Eukaryota; Evosea; Mastigamoebida; Endamoebidae
Exons: 1
Coding region: 1-609 (202 amino acids)
Source: RefSeq, a predicted model, not a curated record
AUGCAAGUCGUCGCCAACAGUGGUGCUAGCGCACAAAAUCUUCAAAAUGUUCCUAUUGUCCCUCUUAACAGUGUUCCCCCAACGGCUCAAAGAGAAGUAUUGCCAACUACAAUCAAUGAGUUGUUACGUUUUGAGCAUGUAGCAAAUUUAACACCAGGAAGACAGUACAGAAUGGCAAGAAACAACAGAGAGUACACAGUUGUUGCUGUAACUGGUAAUACAGUGACACUUCCAGGACUGAACGCCAUUCAUCGAGUUGAAAGAUGGGAAAGUGGCUGGGAUUUUGGUUACCAAUUUCGAUAUAAUAAUGGAGGAAAUCCAAUGAUAUGCACUUUCAAUCCAGAGGGGUUCUACAUCACACCAAAUCAGAAUACGGUGUACAAUAACACUUGGAACGAAAGAAGUUGUGGUCAUGGUAUUUUACAAAAACGUAAAACAUACACUAAAAGUGACAUUGAAGUAAUUCAAGUGAAUUUGAAUAACGCUCAAAUUUGUUUAGGGACAAACACUGGAAACGCAGCUAAAAGAAGUAGUACUCCCCAACGCAUCGAAUUCACAUCAAAUGGAGGAACAUGCACAAUUGGAAACAUAAAUUUGAAUUUUAUUUAA